AUGAAGGUUAAUCCAUUAAGAGAAGAUGAAACUGAAUUUGCUUAUCCUCAAGAACAGAGAAGCACUAUAAAAGGGUUAAACAUUGAUGGAAAAGACCUCACUGGUGAUUUAAACUUAAAUGAUUUUAUUGACUUAAAAGAGUUAAAUUGUUCUUAUAAUAAUCUAACUCAACUAGAUUUAACCAAUUGUAACCAAUUAGAAAGACUCGACUGUAGUAAUAAUUAUUUGCAGGAGUUAAAACUUCCUUCCUCUGGUGAAAAAUUGAUUUAUUUAGAUAUUAGUGAUAAUAAAUUUUCAGGAAAAAAUUUAUCCAUGUUUAGUAAUUUACCUUUGCAAAAUCUAACCAAGUUGUGGCAUUUGAACGUUGGUAAUACUGAUAUCAAUGGUAGCUUAGAAUAUUUGCCUGAGAGUGUUAAAGAAUUUAGUUUAAAUAAUUCUCGAAAUAUUACCAUUGACUUUCUGCAAGAGGCUUUUAAGCAUUUAUUACUUAAUGAGAAUGAAAGUUAUAUUGUUCCUUGUUAUGGAAUAUCUCAAAACCUUGAAACCGGUGAUUACUUGCUGGUCAUGAAAUAUAUAAAAGGAGGCAAUUUACGACAGUAUUUGAGUAAAAACAAAUUAGCUUUUAAAGGUAGGCUUCGUCGAUUAAAUUAUAACACAGCUUUAGCAAUAAAUAUUUGCGGAGGACAAAGACCUAAAUUCCAAAUUGAAAUUCCUCCAUUAUUAAAAGACUUAAUUGAACAAUUAAUAGAAAAAGAAUAUAAUCAAGCAGUAGUUUCAAUUUCAGCAGUUGUUUCUGACCCUAGAAAACUUACUAGCAAACUCUUGCCAACCAAGGAAAUUACUCAAUUGCUACAAGAUUCUGGUUUAAUUGGUUUGCAAAUUCCUUCUACAAGUAUCUCUGCUAACCUUAAUCAACUCAAUCUUUCCGAAAAUCAAUCAACUGAACAACAGUCCCUCCAAAUCCAACCAGCUUAUGGCACCACAGGUGAAGCAGAAGUUUAUCAGAGUGCUGUCAGUCUCUUUGAGGUUACGGCUACCAUAAACUCAUCCCAAUUCCUUAAAGAAGGAUUUUUAGUUUCUUCUAAGGCUAGGGAGUGA
Molecule: messenger RNA, 1098 nt
Organism: Scutellospora calospora
Lineage: Eukaryota; Fungi; Glomeromycota; Glomeromycetes; Diversisporales; Gigasporaceae
Source: the annotation of a GenBank genome assembly